This is a messenger RNA of Crotalus tigris (Tiger rattlesnake), 1745 nucleotides long. It is a transcript of the gene NKX2-5, whose product is annotated as NK2 homeobox 5. Gene Ontology annotation, biological process: regulation of transcription by RNA polymerase II; cell differentiation. Gene Ontology annotation, molecular function: DNA-binding transcription factor activity, RNA polymerase II-specific; RNA polymerase II cis-regulatory region sequence-specific DNA binding. Lineage: Eukaryota; Metazoa; Chordata; Lepidosauria; Squamata; Viperidae. Bases 407 to 1327 code for a protein of 306 amino acids. Gene Ontology annotation, cellular component: nucleus. The record is from RefSeq and is a predicted model, not a curated record. The transcript has 2 exons.
CUCUCUUGACAUUCAGGCUACCGUCCUGGCCUGAGGCUUUGCUCGCGGAAUGUUUAUCUAGCCUGACGGCGUGAUCGAUGGCGAAACGCAGAGCUUUUGUACACAAGAGGCCUCUCCGCCGACAGGAGACGCGGCCAAGGCCGGCUCUCCCGCCUUUGCCUUCGGCGGCGCUUCGCGGAGCUCCAUGCCUAUAUUAGGUGGGUCGGGCAGGCUGCCCCUCGCGGGCCGUGGCGCCCGGACGGACCAAUGAGAAGGCUCCCCAAGGGCAGGGUCCCUCCUCCUCGGGGUCCCGCCUCUCUACCUGCCUCCAGACGACAAGCCAAGGCUGGCCGCUUGGCCGGCGCGGCGCCCUUCGGAAGCCGGCGCUCGCUGGGGCACCGGCCGCAGCUCAGCUGCAGCGCCCACCAUGUUCCCGAGCCCUGUGACCAGCACGCCUUUCUCGGUCAAGGAUAUCUUGAGUCUGGAGCAGCAUCCCAGCGGCCUGGCCUCCCUGGAGCUCUCGGCCUUGGGCUCGCCUUCCUCCUGCAUGCUGGCCACCUUCAAGCAAGAGUCCUACCCGGCAGAGGACGCCCCCCUCGCCGAGGCCCCGGCCGGCCUGGCCAAAGGCAGCGGCAGUGGCAGCACUUUUCCCGGGCCCUUCUUCGCCAAGAGCUACGUGGAGAUAGAACCGACCAAGGAGCCGAAGGAGAGCAAAAAAGAGCUGUGCGUCCUCUCGAAGUCUCUGGAGCAGGAGAAGCGGGAGGCCGAGGAGGCGGAGCGGCCCCGGCAGAGGAAGAGGCGGAAGCCCCGCGUGCUUUUCUCGCAGGCGCAAGUCUACGAGCUGGAGCGCCGCUUCAAGCAGCAGAAAUACCUCUCGGCCCCGGAGCGGGACCACUUGGCCAACGUGCUGAAGCUCACCUCCACCCAGGUGAAGAUCUGGUUCCAGAACCGCCGCUACAAGUGCAAGAGGCAAAGGCAGGAUCAGAGCCUGGAGCUGGUGGGCAGCAUCCCGCCGCCACGCCGGAUAGCCGUGCCGGUCCUGGUCCGCGACGGGAAGCCCUGCCUGGGCGACUCGUCCCCUUACAGCUCGCCCUACAACGUCAGCCUCAACCCUUACAGCUACAACGCCUACCCGGCCUACGGCAGCUACGGCGGCGGCGGCGGCGGCGGCCCCGGGGCCUGCAACGCCAGCUACAGCUGCAGCUAUCCGGCCGUGCAGAGCGUCCAGCCUUCGGCCGCCGCCGGCAACUUCAUGAACUUCAGCGUGGGGGACUUGAACCCGGUGCAGACGUCUAUCCCGCAAGGGAACGGCGGCCUUCCCGCGUUGCACGGCAUCCGAGCCUGGUAGGAUCAGAGGGCCGGAGGCUUUCCGGGGAGGGGAAGACUCGGCUGCAGCCCUUCGGAGAAGCGGCCUAUACACGAUUGUCCCGGGCCUCAGAAGCCGAGAGAGCGCGCCCUUUUCCGCGCUGGGUGGUGCCGGUGGAGUCUUCGGUGGGGAGGGUGUGCGCGGAGGUGGGACCGCCGACUACUGCUCCAGCUUUCGACGGGCCGCUUCGGAUUUCCUUAGGACCGAAGUCCGAUGGAGGCCUGGCUUCUGGAUAGAUCGCACCUCGGUCCAAAGGCGAGAGGUGGCCGGACCUGUGUCCCUUCGCUCGCGCUUCGAAGUUACAUCUACCGCCACUCCCGAAGUCGCCGAGCGCUUGGCGUUAACUGGGCGAGUUUCGUUUACGGAUCCGCGCCACUUUCCCACUUUUUUAAAAAAAAAA